Molecule: messenger RNA, 2067 nt
Organism: Bipolaris sorokiniana ND90Pr
Lineage: Eukaryota; Fungi; Ascomycota; Dothideomycetes; Pleosporales; Pleosporaceae
Exons: 2
Coding region: 1-2067 (688 amino acids)
Source: RefSeq, a predicted model, not a curated record
AUGAAUAAUGAAGAGAGCUUUCAACCAGGCGAAGAUCUGGAGAUGUCUAAUUCAAGUUUUCCGGGUUUGAUCCAUUCCUGUAGUUUCUGCAACGUGCAGGAACUCGAUCCUAGCAUGGAACGCAACUGGAAAGUCAAUGAUGACGUAUUUUCCGGAACCCUCAUCAGAUAUCGGGGCUCAAGGAUACGAGAUGGCGCGUUAGAAGGCUGCGCUUUUUUCAAGGAAGCUUUCGAUUCGCUCCAGUCUAUCUUGGAAACUCAUGAAAAUGAAGAAACCAGCGAUUCGCCCCGUUUCCGGCCAGAAAACUGGACAUAUGAACUGUUCUUUAGUGAGUAUGCGGAGCGUCUAGAAACGGCUAGAGGCACUUGGAGAUGUGCGAUGGGUGAAUUGCGGGGAGAUGUGCGACAUCCGGAGCAAAAAGAACGUUCUUAUUUCGUCUUGGCUUGUCAAGGCAACCCAGCAGCGGAGAGCAUUCUGAUUCGACCAUUUCUGCACGAUUUCAGAUGGCAGGAAUCAGCUUCGUGGGCAAGGCAACGCCUUUACGAGUGCGAAAUGAACCACCCAGAUUGCGCAUUGCCAAGCUCUCCAUUUCUUCCCGGAAGGUUGUUGGAAAUCAAUACAUCCAGUGAAGAGAGCGGAAUGUGCGUCCGCGUUCAUCUAGUUAUUUCCUCCAAACUCGAUACCGCCAGAACGAAAUACGCGACUCUAUCCUACUGUUGGGGAGGCCCACAAGAAUUCCAGUUGAAUGGUGGCACAGAAGACAUACUAAAGGGUGGGGUAUCUGCUUCAAUUCUUCCAAAAACCAUCCGUGACGCUGUCCAAGUGACCUCGAAUCUUGGGAUUGCUUGGAUUUGGAUCGACAGUCUUUGUAUUCGCCAAGAUAGCCCAGAGGAUAAAGCGACCGAAGUUGCGCAAAUGCAUAGAAUAUAUGCAAGUUCUCUCAUUACACUCUCAGCUAGCAGGGCUGGCAGUUGCAGUCAAGGGUUUCUUCAUCAAUGCUCUCUGCCUGCUCCAGGGACAACCGGGUAUAGAUUACCCUUCGCUUCACCAUCUGGAAGACUGGGAUCGGUAAUACUCUCUAGUAGUCAGAUAAACUCACCGGUUGAUCUCCGCGGCUGGACUUACCAAGAGCAUCUGCUUGCCCGUCGAGUUCUUCGAUUUACCGAUUGUGAGCUCCACUGGUCUUGUGGGAGUAUUUCAAUGCAUGAGAAUGAUACAAUUCAAAGCUUACCAUCAUCACUCGUUCGCCUCCUAGACAAGACAUACAAGAUGUAUAAGGGUAUUCGUGCCGAGGACCGAGAUUGCAGGAAUUGGAUGGAUAUUGUUGAGCAUUAUACUUAUCGCAAGUUAUCGGACGAGCUGGAUAGACUUCCAGCAAUAUCUGGAAUAGCCCAGACUUGGGCUCAAACAUCAAAUGAUCGCUAUCUUGCAGGCCUCUGGAAAUCACAUCUUCCUUUAGGGCUACUGUGGUCCCAUGAACAGCCACAUCGGCAAGGCGAAUUCCAAGCAUAUCGCGCACCUUCAUGGUCAUGGGCUUCUACUGUUGGAUUUGUCAAGUGGCAUGAUUUUAUGCUUACUGAAGUUGAUCCUAUGCUCGAAGUCGUAUCAUGCAUAACUCAACCUGCUCAUUCCCAGGCACCGUACGGCGCUGUGCAAUCCGGAUCAUUAACUGUGCGAGGUCUUGUACAACAGACCGUAUCCCAUGGCGUUCCAGAGUUUCCGACAUUAAUGAAUGAAGACAACGAAUAUCUUGAUCUUGAUCUGGCAGACGUUCACCUUGAUUUCUGGGAGACCUUAGCUUCCAAGGUCGAAGGCAGCAGGAUAUUCAGUCUUCAGAUCUGUUGCUUCGACGAAACCACCGGCAAGGGACCAUCGGGACUUCUAAUUACUACAAAAGACGGAAAGGAGUUUUCUAGGAUUGGAAUGUUUUUCUUUGAGCCACCGCAAAGCCAUGAUAUUGAGGAGCUUAAUGAUUUUGAGGCACUGCUUGAACUAUCAGAAAGCCGAAAGUUUGUUCAGAGAUCUGCUUUUCAGGAUAGUGUCCCACAAGUGAUCGAGAUAAUUUAA